CAUGACGGGAGUCAUCUUUCCCGGCAUCACGGUCAAGAACUACCUUGUCGUGAGAUUAUUUCAUCCUCCAUGAAUCGCAAACUGAGCCGAUCGAUACACAAACAGCUAGUGACUACUGGCGAGAUGCUGGCACUCUGCUGCAAUGCCUUCCCUCUCGCACUGCUCGCACUAAUCGAGAGUCCUACCCAUGAGGAAAAACCUUUGUUUGACUAGAUGUGUCGCGUAACAACCUGGGCCACGGGCACGGUUGUGAUCGUUCUCAAUGGCCCGAUUAUCGCUCAAAAUUUGGGCGUGUGGGAGAAGGACUCAAGGCUGUACUGGAAUGUAUAUGCGUCCUCUUCUGCUCCUCUGCCUGUAUCGCGCCAUGCGCGAGCCUGCCACUCAUCUGCCUCGGGAGUAAAGCUUGCUCGAGGGCCACAAGCCUGUUGGAGAGGAAGCACGAACGAUCCAGGACGACACCUAGUCUGACGUGUUAUCAUUUAGGAUUUUUUUCUAACGUCGGGGAAUGUACAUUUCGUGGC
This is a messenger RNA of Phanerochaete carnosa HHB-10118-sp, 521 nucleotides long. RefSeq lists its product as uncharacterized. The transcript is spliced from 7 exons. Lineage: Eukaryota; Fungi; Basidiomycota; Agaricomycetes; Polyporales; Phanerochaetaceae. The coding region runs from base 214 to 468 and encodes 84 amino acids. The record is from RefSeq and is a predicted model, not a curated record.